GCUGAGGAAAAACAUGAUAACAUCGAAGGGUUCCUUACAAGAGAGAGGUGAUCGCCGUGACUUCCUCAGUGUGGGCCAGGCAGUGAUGAGGGGAGGUGUGCUGCUUCUGCUCCUCGUGCUUGGGCUUGCCCGGGCCACAGCGGCGCACGGGCGGGGUCACGCGUCAUCUGAACAGGAGAGCAAGAGGAGCCAAAGAGAAGCAAACCUGGCUAACACAACCAUGGACGGCGCUCCACUCCCGAGGAUGAGGCCUGGAGGGAAUCUGAUCUGCUACUCGUGCAAACUGGAUUUCCGCAAGAAGGACUACGAGAAAGAUCAUCCUUGUUUGGGUCACCAUGGGAACUCCAACGUUAGCGAAGAUUAUGCUGUUUCCUGUGGGCCUAAUGAUACCUUCUGCAGGGUGGAGAGGACGGAGGUGAACGGUGUUUUGACGGUACUGAGACGAGAAUGCACCGACACUUGUCACAUGAGCUGCAGACUGCGUGGCUUCGGAAUCAACAAUGAGGUGUGUGAAUUUUGCUGCAAGUAUGACAAAUGCAACCAUAUGUACCCCACGGACGCUGAAUUGCGGAAACUAGCAACAAAAUGUGACUAUUGUGGAUCAGUCAUGAGAGCACCACCCUCCCGGACAGUGAUAACAGCGAAAGCAUCCAAGACUGUGGUAGCAGCAUCUUCUGUGGUGUUGCUUGCAUUCAGGUCACUUCACAGGGGGUUCAGUUCCUUGUGUGUGGUGUUCGUAAGUCUCCUUUGGUCCUGUUUGUGUGUGAGUGUUUGUUUGUUGGUGUGGUAGUGUGUGUUUUUCUAUUUUUCUUUAUUUCUUUCUCCUCCUCCUCCUCCUCCUCCUCCUUCUUCUUCUUCUUCUUCUUCUUCUUCUUCUUCUAUGUGAGUGUUUUGUAAUGUUUCAUUUACUUUUAUGCUAGAUUUUUUUUUCUUUGUGGAGAAUGAUUCUCUCUCUCUCUCUCUCUCUCUCUCUCUCUCUCUCUCUCUCUCUCUCUCUCUCUCUCUCUCUCUCUCUCUCUCUCUCUCUCUCUCUCUCUUGCACAUUUUUCUUCAUUUAUUACAUCCUCCUCAUUUUUCCAAAGUUGGUGAGUCGUGUGUGUGUGAGUGCGUGUGUAUGUGUGUGUGUGUGUGUGUGUGUGUGUGUGUGUGUGUGUGUGUGUGUGUGUGUGUGUGUGUGUAUACGAACCAUAAUGUUUAUAUGUGACUAUUUGCUCCUAAAAUGUCAGAUGUAAUCAAAACAAACAAACAUAUUGGUAUAGAAGGUUGCUCGUGAAUAUAUUUUGAACUCCAAAGCCUACAUAUAAAAUAAAAGUCUGAAUUGUGUGUGGCGCGUUAUUUCAUACAGAUAUUUACUGCAUGCUUGUUAGUUUUAAUUGCUGUAUUUACUCUGGCGGUAUUUCAUUAUAGUUUUAUUUGGCAAGAGUUUGUUUUGUUGGAUUCAGUUUAGGAUGGAGCGGAUCUCUCUCUCUCUCUCUCUCUCUCUCUCUCUCUCUCUCUCUCUCUCUCUCUCUCUCUCUUUGCAAGAUUAUUCUGUGUUUAAGUAUGAAUAGUUUCAGUAGAAUAAAUAGAUUAGAUAUGCCUGGUAAAUAAUAAUGUAGUAGGUUAGCAAGGUCAAUUUAGAUCAAGAAGUUGCGUCACGUGAUCCUCCAAAUGGCGCAGCACGGGUGGCUGUACAUGGCGCGGCUGUAAACAAGAACCACGCGCUCGCAUUGUAUGUGGAGUGUGUGACAGACAUUUUCUCCUAUUUAUCUCUUCCUGGGGCGCCACGGCUACACGAGGACCAGUAGUAGACAUGGGAAGUCAUGGAGGUAUGCUCACCACCACCACCAGCACCACCACCGCCAAGGCAGGUCCCCGCAUGGCGCCACCAGCAAUCUGCAAAGGUUAAUGAGCAGAGCGUCCAUCAUAGAGAGAGUCCAGUGGGCGUGCAAGAGGGCGUGGAGGCGUGGGGCGGAGAGGCUGGUGAGCACUACGAGCCGCGUGCCCCUCACCAGCAGGCGCGAGGACAGGGAGGACUCGCAGAAGGCGCCGAGGAAGGGGAUGUCCUCGCCCGCCACCACCACCACCACCACCUGCCACGAUCUUCUCCUCAGCUUGACGGGGAGGGGCACAAAAGCACUACAGUCUAGACAAGGAGGGAGAAACGUGUGGAAGAAUGGUGUGGUUGGUAGCCCUGAGCGGCUGACCCUCCUGGGCCUGGCAGGGCACACGCCUCAGUUGGUCCACAGAGAUGACGAAGGGAGAAUGGUAUCGCUGCUCUCUCAUUUCACCCAUUCUCAGGUAUUGGAUUACAGUGUGGUGGUGUUGGUUCCUCUCCCCGGCAGAAAUGCUCAGAACCAUAGGACUUCAAGCCUCCGAGAUGAGAGGCUGUGUCAGACUGCAUGAACUUGUUGCUCCCAUAUGCUUGGCAAACACAAGAGCAGAGUGAACCUUUCUGGAAAGUGGAAACGCAUCCCCACUAUUGCCCUCCUCUCUCCACAACGCUUCUUGCCUCAGUUUGGUAGCCUUCUGCUGGCUUCUUACCUAUGGAUCUUGAGGAGGUGAUAGCACUCAAGAUCUGGGCUGAAAACAAGCUGCAAAAGUGAAGUCAAACCGAUUCCCUAGGCCACCAAGACAAAUUACCUGUAUAGGAUGAAUGAUUAUGGAAUAAUGGGCAUUUUUGUAGCCAUCUUUGAUAUUGUAAUUUUGUAAUCAAUUAGUUCACUAUCUUGUAAAUAUGCAAAUUUGAUUCUCAGAUCUCUCAAACAUAAUCUGGAUCCAUAUCAAGCAUAAAUAACAAAGGAGUAACAGACGUCUUUAAAAUUUAGUGGCAAACUUAAAUGCCAUCUUGAAAAUUACCUACACCUUCCUUGUGGUCAGUGGUAGACCUUUGGUAUGCUAUUAAGCACACCUGGUACUACAGUAAACAGUUAAGAAACUUUUGUAGUAAUUUUUUAGGUCAAACCAUAUUUGCAGCCAACCACAGUGGCAGCCAAGUGAGUAGUCACCAACUGCUUACUUGGGCAAAAUACAUACCACCCAAAUAUCAGGGUGGCAUCAGACUCUGACAGGCGAGUAGUACAUGUUGGCCGUGACAUCUGUCCUCUUCCCUCACAGCACAUGAUAGCAACCCUUGGCUUGACUUCAGGUGGCUGAGGGAGUGAUGCAUGGCAUCACUCAUGACUUACCCCACAUCAGGCCUUAUUUACUAUAUUUUUAUAAACAAGCUAAUGCUGAGUAUCUCAAAUCUUAACACUGCAUACAGCAAACUUUGGUAAAAGUUACAUGUGAUACUUAUGCCAUUUAUGCACAGUAUCACUUGAGAAAAUUCAUGUUAUCAAAGGCAAUCCUAGACUGACUGACAAGAUUCUAGUCUGUCUCAAGUGAUAUUUUCCUGGCUACUUGGCCACUAACUGCAUAAUUAGGCAAGUUACAGUAAUUUCUUCAUCCUGCACCUGAGCACAAAUGCCAGCACCAUCAGAAAUUUUACUUUUAGCAAAGGUUUGCUGUAUGCAGUGCUAUUCUCACUCAGCAUUAGGUUGUUUUUACCAUUUUGUAAGAAGAGUAAACAAAAUGCUAAGUCACAAGUUGCCACCAGAGCAGUGAUGCCAUGCACCACACCACUCCCACAGCCAUCUGAAGUCAAGCUGAGGGUUACCAUCAUGCACUGUGAGGGAUGAGGAUGGAUGUCACAUAAAACCAACAUGUACUACUUGCCUGUCAGAGUCUAAUACCACCAUGAAAUUUGGGUGGCUUGUACUAUGACAAAGUGACUUGGCCACCACUGUACAAUACUGCACACAUGACUUUAAAGACCAAAUUUAAGAGAAUUUAGUGUCAGUGGGUUUCACUUUUAUGUAAAGAAAUCUACCAGCCACACUGUACAAUACUGCACACAUGACUUUAAAGACCAAAUUAAAGAGAAUUUAAUGUAAAUGGGUUUCACUUUUAUGUAAAGAAAUCUAUCAACCAUUUAAGGUACUGGACUAAUACUGGUCACCCACCCCUUCCCUUUAUUGCAAGUGUACUUGCUCAUGCCCAAAUGCUUCUGUCAUCCCUCUGUGCAUAGGUGAUGGCCUGGACUGGUACAAGCAACAGAGGAGGGUGAAUCCACUCGUAGUGUGAAGAGAGGGUGACCCGUGGUGAUCUAAUAUUUUUUCAUGGUUGAUUUGUUUUUUAUAAACAUGCUUACAACAAUUAAAAAUUACCCAAAAUGCACCUAGAGAAAGUUUUGCAUAUUCAGGCAAUAUCCUGUAUAGACAUUUUCUCUUUACAGAGACAUGAUCACCUUACCUGACCUCGCCACUCUCAACAUAAAAUAGUUUGUAAUACAAAUGUGACAUGAAAAAAAAGUCAGAUUAAAUGUUUUAUGAAAUUCAAAUCUUCAUAUGCUAAAUACAAAUAUUAUGACUUUAUAUAAAUCCAGUUUUACAAUUUCUUCCAGUUUGUCUUUGUUCAGGUAUAAAAUUUUAGUAGAGUUUGUAAACAAGAGCUGGAAGUCAUAAACUUUAUUUUACAAAUACCUAAACAGACUUCAUUGUUUGUCUCUCUUCCAGACCACCUUGACAAAUCCUAUAAUUUUCUAUCCAGAGAGACCUGAAGUAUUAUGACUACCAAUAAAUAUGAGUAAAAAUUCAAGCUCUGAUACCAUCAUUAACUAACAUACAUAUAUACAUUUACAUAUUCAUGCCUCCUAGAACAAAACCAGAAAAAUGGAAUAAUAUACAUGUUUGCCACACCUGCAGGAAAAUGCCCCGCUGCCUCAACGCCUGCUCGUUAUGUACACAACAACAACAUCAGGGGGCCUCAGAGUAACAUGAUCCCCUGGUUCAUACUAAUUUCUACUUUUUUUUCUCCUUACAUACUUUAUCAUGAAUUUUGUGAAGUAAAAUUAACUUCAGUGAGUGUACAUCCCUGAUUCAAGACCUACAAUGCAUCUUCACAAGGCAGCUUCUUGCUCACUGCCUCUAGGGAUGUGAUGAAAUGGGAGCCAUCAACAGGGGAUUCAUUUUACCCACGACAGCAGUUGGAAGGAGAAAAAGAUGCCAAUUAAAGAAACAGUCAGGUGGACAGGGAGAGGGAAGUCCAUCACCAUGCAUCUACUUGCUGCACCUAACAUCAUACCCCAAAAUAAAAAAUAAAAACAUCCUGGAAGGUCAAGGAAGACAACACCACUCACUGACCACAUUCUCAAGCCAGCUGUAAACAAGAACCCUACCUAGGCUGACUGCAAAGAAUCUUGAGAAACCCUACCACAUGCUCCUUAAAGACGUCGCUAUUCACACCUAACACCGCCUCAAGCAUCACCUUGGCAUAAUGAGUCGCAGCAUAAGUGUCUUGCUUUUGCUGAAGAGCACAAGAAUUGGUCAGUGGCAGAAUUGCAGAAGUUCCUCUGGUCUGAUAAGACCAGUUUCCAAGUUGAGACAUCCCACAGACUGUAAGGCACCCCCAUCAGACGUAAUCACUACAGCCCCAGGUGCACCAUUAAAACUGAAGCACAGUGCUUCCAUAAUGAUCUCGGGUUGCUUCAGUGGGAAUGUGGGGAGGGAUGGACUCUACUUCUUGCCUAAGAAUGUGACCAUAAAUGGGGAUUGCUACAUCCAAGUUCUGAAGGAACACAUGAUCAACUCUUAUGCCAUUCAUGGCAUCACCAUGUCACGCCUCUAAAAAGAUUUCCUCAAUGAUGAGAAUAUCCCCAUCACAAAGUGGCCAGGCAACAGUCCGGAUUUAAAUAUAAAUGAGAAAGCGUAGAUAGUCCUGAAGGAGAUGAGGGAUGCACAGGUGUCAUUGGUAAUGCAGCUGCAGAAGUCAUCACACAUGUCUGAUGCCAUGAUAUGACUUUGGAUUACUUCAGGAGCCUGUGUGAGAGCAUGCCACAACGGAUCCAGACUGUGCCAAAGGCCGAGGGGAGAUGACAGGGUAAUAGG
This is a messenger RNA of Scylla paramamosain (green mud crab), 5906 nucleotides long. RefSeq lists its product as uncharacterized. Lineage: Eukaryota; Metazoa; Arthropoda; Malacostraca; Decapoda; Portunidae. The coding region runs from base 1888 to 2385 and encodes 165 amino acids. The transcript is spliced from 11 exons. The record is from RefSeq and is a predicted model, not a curated record.